AUGCUGGAUCCGUAUCCGCAGCCACAAACCGCCGAGCUGCGGCGACGCGCGCCGCUGGACUACGGCACGUCAACCGUCGAAGCGCCGGACCGGUGGGACUACGUGGUCGUGUUCCCGAACCCGCCCAAGCACGUGAUUGAAGUGAGCGACGAGCGCGACACGAUCAUCAAGCGACUACGGGGGGCAGGGCUGCGUCUGCGCCUUUUCUACUCUUCCGGCAAAGAGCUCGUGUUCUGCAAGAUCCGAGCCCCAGAGGACCUCAUGCGACGCGAUGCCGAGCUCCUUGGCAUGCGGCUGCAGCUGGACUCGACGGAGCUGCGACACGCGUCGUUUCACGGCAUUCCCGAGUACGGCAUUGCGCCGUUCCCGCUUCGGGACGUGAAACAGACGUACCGGUACUCGCCAUUUGACUACAUUUUUGCCCCGUACUUCCAAGCUCGAGACUUGCAGCACUUUUAUGCGAGGAAAGGGCCGAAUCACUCGCUCUUUUCGAGCACGGACCGGAUUGGACUCAUUGAGCACAUUAUCACCAAUCACCAGACAGGGGCGGGGCAAGACAUUGAUCGACUGAUAUAUGAGCAGAUUAUCGUCGAGACGUACCCGUUGCAUGAAGAGCACGAGAAGAUGGAGCUCAAGGAGCGCUGGCUUGUGUGGAACACGUCGCCUAUGAAUCAGCCAUUUGACCGUAUCUGUCAGUACUUUGGUGUCAAAGUAGCACUUUACUUUCUUUAUGUGGGGCACUACACCAAGUGGCUCUUGUAUCCGACGCUCGUGGGAAUCAUCACGGGCGUUGUGAGUUACAGCAUUCCACAUGACAACUACAGCACCGUGUUUGCCUACAUCUCGCCGCUUUUUGGAGCAUUCAUGACAAUCUGGAUGACGAUCUACCUCGAGAACUGGAAGCGGCUUAGUUCACGAGAGACGCUUCGCUGGGGUACUGCACACUUCUCAGAGACAGUCAAUCUUCGCCCGCAGUUCUACGGUGAGCGCAUCCCUUCGCCCAUCAACGGCAAGUCUACACGGUACUUCCCCCCACGUGAAAAGCUGAAGCGAGUAGCCUACAGCUGGGUGGUCAUCUCCUUCCUCAUCCUGAUCGUCUUUGUCAUCGUGUCCUCGAUUUUCAUGCUGACGUACGACCUGACGAAGGGCGACGACUCGGACAAGCUUGUGCUGGAUAAUUACAAGUACGGAUCGAUUUUGUCGUCCCUUGCAAACGUUGUCCAGAUCACCAUCAUGACAAAGAUCUACAAUUACGUCUCCAUUAUGCUUGUGGAUCAGGAAAACCAUCGCACGGACAUGGAGUAUGAAAACAGUCUCAUCAUCAAGACUGUCAUUUUUCAGUUCGUAAACAAUUACGCGGGUCUGUUUUAUGUCGCGUUCCUGAAAGAAGGAUUCGAAGGUUGCGACGUGAGUUGCAUGCACGAGCUUGAAUACAUGCUCGCGAUUGUGUUCUGCUCGCGGCUAUUUGUGGGCAAUAUUGCCGAGGUGGCUGUUCCGCGCUUGUUCGUGUACUUCAGCAGGUACCAGCUGCUGGGCCACUUGAAUGACUACAAGCAGUCUGACGCUGAGCGCGAACUCUUUAUGGCACAGUACGAUUGGCACGGUACCUUUGACGACUACACCGAGAUGGCACUUCAGUUUGGUUUCACGACAAUGUUUGUCGUAGCUUUUCCAUUUGCGCCUAUGCUUUCCUACGUGAACAACUACUUCGAGAUCCGCUUGGACGCGUACCGUCUCAUUUUCGAGUCGCGCCGUCCGCGCCCGCGUAACGUGCGCAGUAUGGGGUACUGGUACCAGGUGCUGCAAGCUUUUGCAGCAAUUUCUGUGUGCACAAACGGAGCAGUCAUCAUUUUCACCGGUGAUUUCUUCAACUACUUGGAAACGUCCACUCGGGUGUGGAUGUUCACGAUAUUCAUCAAUAGCAUGUUCCUGUUCAAGUACUUCCUCGAAGUCUGCAUUGCCGACGUGCCUGAGGACGUGACAGUGCAGAAGUACCGCCAAGAAUUCCUCAUCAGUAAGUGUCUGUACCACAUGCCUGACGAUGACGUCAACUGCCCCAUCGGCGACGACUGCGACAUCCCGGCGAAUUCGUUCACCAUUGACGAUGAAGACUCUUCGUGA
Molecule: messenger RNA, 2121 nt
Organism: Peronospora matthiolae
Lineage: Eukaryota; Oomycota; Peronosporomycetes; Peronosporales; Peronosporaceae
Source: the annotation of a GenBank genome assembly